Molecule: messenger RNA, 360 nt
Organism: Panicum virgatum (switchgrass)
Lineage: Eukaryota; Viridiplantae; Streptophyta; Magnoliopsida; Poales; Poaceae
Product: disease resistance protein RGA5-like
Exons: 2
Coding region: 1-360 (119 amino acids)
Molecular function (GO): ADP binding
Source: RefSeq, a predicted model, not a curated record
AUGGAGGACAUCCUUGACAUCUACCUUGUGUAUGUCCAGGGCAGUGACUCCGCCAAGAAGGAAGGCUUGCUCAAACGCUUUGGUGAGAAGAUGGCAAACUUGUUCAAGAAGAGCAAGACUCAGCAGCCGGGUGACGUGCCCACCGCAAAUAUGAAGAUAGUAUCAGUUGUUGGAGUUGGUGGACUUGGCAAGACCACUCUUGCAAAAGCUGUCUACGACAAGCUCAAAGGGGAUUUUGGCCACAGGGCUUUUGUUCCUGUUGGGAGAAAUCCUGACUUGAAGAAAGUGGUUAAAGACAUUGUUAUCAAUCUGGAUAGAGACAUCUGGAUAGAGACAGAUAUCUACAGUUCAGUACGAUAG